Molecule: messenger RNA, 787 nt
Organism: Vidua chalybeata
Lineage: Eukaryota; Metazoa; Chordata; Aves; Passeriformes; Viduidae
Gene: MOB3B
Product: MOB kinase activator 3B
Exons: 3
Coding region: 1-651 (216 amino acids)
Biological process (GO): positive regulation of protein phosphorylation; signal transduction
Cellular component (GO): cytoplasm; nucleus
Molecular function (GO): protein kinase activator activity
Source: RefSeq, a predicted model, not a curated record
AUGUCCAUAGCACUCAAGCAAGUCUUUAAUAAAGAUAAGACUUUCCGCCCAAAACGCAAGUUUGAACCUGGAACCCAGAGGUUUGAACUUCACAAGCGUGCCCAAGCAUCUCUCAACUCAGGUGUGGACUUGAAAGCAGCUGUGCAGUUGCCCAGUGGAGAAGACCAGAAUGACUGGGUGGCUGUUCAUGUUGUUGACUUCUUCAAUAGGAUCAACCUCAUUUAUGGAACUAUCUGCGAGUUCUGCACGGAGAGGACCUGCCCAGUGAUGUCUGGAGGCCCGAAGUAUGAGUACCGGUGGCAAGAUGACUUGAAGUACAAGAAGCCCACAGCAUUGCCAGCACCCCAAUAUAUGAAUCUUCUCAUGGACUGGAUUGAGAUGCAAAUCAACAAUGAGGAUAUAUUUCCCACAAGUGUAGGAGUUCCCUUUCCGAAGAACUUUCUCCAGAUCUGCAAGAAGAUACUCUGUCGGCUUUUUCGGGUGUUUGUUCAUGUCUACAUCCAUCACUUCGACCGUAUCAUCCUUAUGGGGGCUGAGGCCCAUGUCAACACCUGUUACAAGCAUUUUUAUUAUUUUGUGACAGAGCUCAACCUCAUAGACCGCAAAGAACUAGAGCCUUUGAAAGAGAUGACAACCAGGAUGUGUCACUAAAAACUACCCACUGAAUAAAAGCAAAGUCCAAUUUCCUUCCUACUGCAGAGUUCAAGAACAUGACAGCCCUCAUGGACUGAGCCUGCUUGUUAAUCCCUGAGAGCAGGAAAGUUGGGAGCCACAGUUAUUGUCACAA